AUGUCCGGCGGCUACCUGACAGUUCGACUUGCGCUCAGCCACGGUGUGAACGGGAUUGGCGUGUGGUCGGUCGACACGGACGACUUCAGAGGCGUGUGUGGCACCGGCAAAUACCCGCUUCUCAGCGCCAUCAACCGCGUGCUCCAGGAGAACUCGAUACCUGAUAAAAAAAGACCCGUGAUGCCUUCAUCGACCACCGAAAGGAAUGUACCGACGAUGCCGAGGCCUGUAUCUGGAUGUAGCGUCGUCGCCACGAGUAAUGUGAGCUUGGCUGUUCUCUCCUGUGGAUCACUGAAUGAAGAUCCAGCAGAAUGUGAUGCUGGCGACACCGUCCCGCCUCAAAGCGUCGUGCUGGCCACGUGCUGGGAGACUGCAGACAUGACUGUCAGAUGUCACGAUGACGGAUUCUGGAGACCGUUCGUACAGGAGGACGGAUGGCUUGAAAAGAAGAUGGCUAUUCUAUGUCAGCCGUACUACCUCAACUCGGAAGUCUGCGGUCGCCGUACGAGCUACGCCAGCACAGGCGCGGCGCUCAACACCCAAGACUUCGAUAGACCGCGCAACCGCUGGCCGUGGGUGGCGAGUCUGCUACGAGCCCACUGUGUCACCAGGACUCCGGAAACCAGCACUGAAGCAAUGGAGACUGCGCGUCUCAAGGUUGAGGUUGGAGCCGCUCACUCCAGGCUGGAGGUGACGGAACAAAUUCAGAUGAGAGUUAAUUAUUUGACCUAUGCUGAGAACCUCAAGAAUUUCCUGCAUGG
This is a messenger RNA of Hyalella azteca, 761 nucleotides long. RefSeq lists its product as uncharacterized. The transcript is spliced from 8 exons. Gene Ontology annotation, biological process: carbohydrate metabolic process. The annotation marks the transcript as partial. NCBI's taxonomy places the organism in Eukaryota, Metazoa, Arthropoda, Malacostraca, Amphipoda, Hyalellidae. The record is from RefSeq and is a predicted model, not a curated record.